GCCUUUUCGUUUCCAAGGUGAUUUGUUUACUACGGAUACGAAACUUGACUUAUCCUGUUUGAUGACACGAGCUCUCUUCGCGAAAAUUAUCUGUCACAAAAUUGUGUGUAGAGGGAGCUCUAACGAUGACAGCUGGUUCUGUACCUGUUCCCAUGGUGAUACCCAUGAGGGUUCCUCAACUCGGUAAACCGAAAGCAUCCAUAGAUACAAACACCAAGAUCGCUCUCUGUUCAAGUGGAAAUUCAGAAGUUGAUAUCUUUUACACAUUAAAUGGGACAAAACCUGAAGCUUUUCCUCUAAAAAGGACACCGGAGUUUUGCACGCUCACCUAUAAGGGCCCAUUCCCUCUUCCUGCCGGCAAAGUGACCCUUAAAGCCGUGGCUGUGUCAAAAGAUGGAGUUAAAGAAAGUAAUAUUGUCACCAAAACAUUUGAUGUGGAAUAUGUCCCUGCAACUGAAUCGCUUCCUGCCAACAACGAUGGCCUCGACUUUCAGGAAGAAGUGGCUGAAGAGAAAGCAAAAUUAGAGAAGAAGCGGUCCAUGAAAAAUUUCCAAAUGGUACUAAAACCUGCUUGGGCCACAAGUCCAUCACCAAAUGAUGCCACGUUUUUAAUGUCCAAGCUCCAUAUUCCUGAUGAAAAAAGACCAUCUAGUGCCAGAUUUUUGGAUGAACGAUUCAAGAACAAAAAUGAGAAUCGGAAAGAUACACCAACAAGUCUCAUUCGUACCUACCAGAUUCAGACCAUAGCUGACCAAUUAUCAGCAUCAGAAUGGAAAGGAAUCCCAGAACCACACAAAGCACCAAACAACCCAAAAGAAAUUUAUCGACUUCAAAGACAAACAGAUUUCCUUAAGUGUGUCUACUGCUUUGCUGACCGACCAGCUGAUCCAUGUGCGAAGUUCUGUAACGUUUGUGGCAGAGAAGUUCCACCACUUCCUCAGAAUCGAUUACUACCGCCAGAACCAGGACAGAUGGGUAAUUGCAUCUAUUGUAAUUCUUUGGUUCCUUUUAACACAGAAACAUGUGUUGUAUGCGAAGGUCCAAUUCCAGUUCAGAAUCAGCCCAAAGCCAGCAUUAAGUUGACCGACCGACUUGUUUGCAAACUCUGUGGCACUGCGAAUCCUUGCAAUCUCUCUGCUUGCGUCAUUUGUGACUCGAAACUUUCUCCAGCCACAGACCUUAAGAAAUUUCCUGACAGUGUAAAGCAGCAAGACAUACCACUUGAAUCAAAGUUUGUAAAAUGUUCAAAAUGUCUUCGCAUCAACAAUGCUGAUGCCCGUUUCUGUGAUUGGUGUGGCAACAAACCAAAUCUCUCCACUUACAUCCAAUGUCCUCGCUGUAAAGCCACCAACCACGUGAUGUCAACUUACUGUGCCAGUUGUGCUGCACUCAUUGAACCUCCUCACCGAAAUACCAGUAAUGAAUUCAGUGAACCAAUAAAUUCAGCCAACACUGGCCAAUGGACAGUGGCUCAGAGCACUAAUUAUUCAUCAAGAUCCAAGCAGUCAACUGGCACUCAGACCAUUGGCCUGUUCUACCCAUCACAACGAGAAAUAACGAAGAAAGAGAUGCAAGAUGAAGAAAAGAAGUCUUAUGAGAAACAGCUACGAGACAGGCAACCGCUUCUUACAGCCAUCAGUCCAGGCCGAGGUUUCUGGAGAAAACAAGUGGAACAUAUUUGCCAUCAUCUCAAAGUCCAUGCCCAAAAUUGUGCAGAGUUUCGAGGUCUAAUUGCAGAACCACGCAUGGGAAGGCUUGUGUCAGGAACAAUUCAUGAAGAUAGUUUUGAACUGAGUUUGACUUUAAACUUUUCACUCUGUCAAUCGAAAUCUAACCUCACUAAUGGCCACACACCAUCACGAUCUGCUGACAAUCUUCAAUCUCCGUAUCGAGAAACAAAUAUUUUAGAUACUUUCCGGAGUGAAUCUUCCCUAGUUUCUGCAGAGACCAGUGAUGCAUCAAUGGUGUCAUCCAGCAACAAGAAGAAGAAAAAGAAGACUCGACGCCUCAACUCUAAAAAGCAUAAACUCUCGGCAAUUGACAAGAAUUUGUUCCAGCAGUUUUGUGUUAAUGGAGAAGGUGAUAUCAAAGAAGUCCAACGCCUUUUUGAUGAAGGUGCUGAUCCAAACUGUACAAAUAAAAAUGAUUUCUCAGUUCUUCAUGUGGCUGUGAAGAAUAAGCACAAAGACUGUAUACCUGUUAUUGUCCAGGCUGGUGCUGAUAUACACCGUAAAGGCCCCGUAUCUUGUCAAGGAAACACUGUUUUACAUGAAGCUGUCAAGUUUGGAGAUGAAGGUCUUGAGAUUGUUGACACACUGCUUCGGUGUGGAGCUGAAGCAAGCAGAACGAAUGACCGUGGCGAAACUGCCCAUGAUUUAGCCAAGAAGUGUGGCUACGAUAAAAUCACAACUCGGCUAAUGUCCAGUCUUGGCCAAGCACAACUGGAGAAGCUUUUAAGUAACAAACCCUUACAAAUAGAUUAACCUUUUUGACCAAGGGAGCUUGGUGCAUUUCAUGAUGGCACCAAUACAAGAUCAUAUGAGGGAUGCAGAUAUAAACACACAUUUAUAUCCAGAGGCCCUCCAUAAGCUAUUUUGUUUGGCUUAUGGUUCUUUUUCUUGUUUUGAGAUUGCAGUUUUUUUUUCUCUUUUUUCCUGUUUUUUCAAUCUAAUUCAUAAAACUAUCUUUUAUUGGUUUCAGUUCCAUGUUUUUAUUAAUUAUAUUUUAACUCAGUAUUUGUUUUACCUUACUGUUGAGGAUAAAAAGCAAAGUAGACAGGCACGAAGGCACAGAACUCACAUUUUUAGUGAAAGUACUGAUUUUGCUGUUAUACACCAAUUGGUAUAUAUUUAAUGGCCUGCUGCCAGUUUCUAUCAACCAAAUUUAACUUGCAAAGCUUUGGUGAAUCUGACACAGUUGUUGAAGAAACUUGCUCAAGGUACUACACAAUAGCAUUAAACUUGGAAAUAUUUUAUUGUAAAUUGAACACAGCCAUAUAUUAAUGCUCAUUAAUAACUUAACUUUAAAUCUUUUCACUUGUAAAAUUUCAGAUUU
Octopus sinensis (East Asian common octopus) is the source of this 3054-nucleotide messenger RNA. Its product is annotated as double zinc ribbon and ankyrin repeat-containing protein 1. Gene Ontology annotation, molecular function: protein binding. The record is from RefSeq and is a predicted model, not a curated record. The transcript is spliced from 20 exons. NCBI's taxonomy places the organism in Eukaryota, Metazoa, Mollusca, Cephalopoda, Octopoda, Octopodidae. The coding region runs from base 126 to 2483 and encodes 785 amino acids.